Messenger RNA from Linum tenue, 5510 nucleotides. The record is from the annotation of a GenBank genome assembly. NCBI's taxonomy places the organism in Eukaryota, Viridiplantae, Streptophyta, Magnoliopsida, Malpighiales, Linaceae.
CUCUUUUGACAUAGAAAUCUUUUUUUUUUCUUUUUUCCUUCUCCUUCAUCGUCCCUUCUUUUUUAUCUUUUUAUUUUUUCCCCCCUCUCUGUUGUUGUGCCGCCACUGUUCUAUGCGCCUCCAUCAUCGCCACCCUUUCCCCACGCCUCCGUCUCCCAUCUUCUUCUCCAACUUCUGUUCCCUUCGUUUUCAUCCUUGAUUCUCGGCCGCCAUCUCCAUCUCCGCCUUGGCCACCAGAAUCUAGGGUUUGGGAGGUGCUCUGUCUCUCGCUUCCGAGCUGGAUUCUCUCUAUUCCACUUUGCGAAUCUCCAUGUGCCGCUGGUUCAGUGGGUUUGUCGAUUAGACUCUCUUAGACAGAUUUUCCCUGCUGCCCUCUCAUCUGCAUCGAUACUCCUUUCGAUCCUCCUGCGCGCAUCGUCGCUGCCUCACUUCCAAACCCUAGGGUUUUUUUGGUCUGCGUGGCUGGGUUCUUUCGGGUCUGCCUAUGCCUUCUCGAUUAGGGCAACGCCGCUGAUUCUGUUGGCUUGGCUCGCUCCGGCUCGAAUUGCUGUGUACAUAUUUGUGAGGCUUUUCUAGGGAUUUGGAUGGCAUUGGGCGAUUUGAUGGCCUCUCGGUUCUCUCAGUCUUCUUCAUUGGCCGUGGUCUCCAAUCACUACGAUGACGGCGCCUCUACUCAAGCUGAUGAUGAUGUCGUUGAUUUAGCUUCACAGCGAAGGGAUUCCGAGGCUGCCAGUAGUAGCUAUGGCAAUGCAGGGACAAGCACUACUACAAGCAUGGCGUAUUUGCCUCAGACAAUCGUCCUGUGCGAGCUUCGUCAUGAGGCAUUUGAAGUUUCGGUACCUACUGGUCCAUCUGACAGUGGUAUCGUUUCUAAAUGGCGACCAAAGGAUCGAAUGAAGACGGGAUAUGUAGCUCUAGUUUUAUGUUUAAACAUUAGUGUCGAUCCACCUGAUGUAAUAAAGAUUUCACCUUGUGCCAGAAUGGAGUGCUGGAUAGAUCCAUUUUCAAUGGUCCCUUCAAAAGCUCUUGAUACAAUUGGUAAAACAUUGAAUCUUCAAUAUGAAAGAUGGCAACCAAGGGCUCGGUAUAAAGUACAGCUUGAUCCUACAGUGGAAGAGGUGAAGAAAGUUUGUAAUACAUGUCGCAAAUAUGCUAAAUCUGAGAGAGUUUUAUUCCAUUAUAAUGGGCAUGGUGUCCCAAAACCUACCCCUAAUGGUGAAAUCUGGCUUUUCAAUAAGAGUUAUACGCAGUACAUACCAUUGCCUAUCAGUGAUCUUGAUUCCUGGCUGAAAACACCAUCUAUCUACGUCUUCGACUGUUCUGCUGCUGGGAUAAUUGUGAAUGCCUUUAUUGAGCUUCAUGACUUGAAUGCUUCCGCAUCCUCUGGGGCAACGAGAGAUUGCAUUUUGCUUGCAGCAUGUGAAGCACAUGAGACGCUACCUCAAAGUCCUGAAUUUCCGGCCGAUGUGUUUACUUCUUGCCUAACUACCCCAAUUAAGAUGGCAUUGAGAUGGUUUUGCACGCGGUCAUUACUUCAUGAUAGCCUUGAUUAUUCACUUAUAGACCAAAUUCCUGGUCGUCAAAAUGACCGUAAAACCCUUCUUGGGGAAUUAAACUGGAUCUUUACUGCAGUUACUGAUACUAUCGCAUGGAAUGUUCUUCCUCAUGAUCUUUUCCAGCGACUGUUUAGACAAGAUUUGUUGGUUGCCAGUCUAUUCCGCAACUUCUUGCUUGCUGAGAGGAUUAUGCGCUCUGCAAACUGUUCCCCUAUUUCUCACCCAAUGUUGCCACCUACCCACCAACACCAUAUGUGGGAUGCGUGGGAUAUGGCUGCUGAAAUUUGUCUUUCUCAGCUUCCAUCUUUGGUUGAGGACCCUAAUGCGGAGUUCCAGCCAAGCCCCUUUUUCACCGAGCAGCUGAUGGCCUUUGAGGUAUGGCUAGAUCAUGGAUCACAAGAGAAAAAACCACCAGAGCAGUUACCCAUUGUUCUUCAGGUUCUACUUAGUCAGUGCCAUCGUUUUAAAGCUUUGGUUCUUCUUGGAAGAUUCCUCGAUAUGGGUCCCUGGGCGGUGGAUCUGGCAUUAUCUGUUGGAAUAUUUCCUUAUGUGUUGAAGUUGUUGCAAACAACAACACCAGAACUGCGGCAUAUCCUUGUGUUUAUAUGGACGAAGAUACUAGCUCUUGAUAAGUCGUGUCAGGUUGAUCUUGUCAAGGAUGGUGGACAUACAUAUUUCAUAAGGUUUCUUGAUAGCCUGGAAGCAUAUCCUGAGCAGCGAGCUAUGGCUGCCUUUGUUUUGGCAGUCAUUGUUGAUGGGCAUAGAAGAGGCCAGGAAGCUUGUAUCGAGGCUGGUUUAAUUCAUGUGUGCUUGAAGCAUCUUCAAGGUUCAACACCAAAUGAUGGACAGUCUGAACCACUUUUUCUUCAGUGGGUUUCACUUUGUCUAGGGAAGCUGUGGGAGGAUUUUACAGAAGCACAAAUCAUAGGUUUGCAGGCAGAUGCCCCUGGGAUCUAUGUUCCUCUGCUGUCUGAGCCUCAACCAGAGGUUCGAGCAUCAGCUGUAUUCGCUUUGGGAACCCUGCUUGAUGUUGGGGGUGAUGCCUUCCAGGAGGCUUCUGGAGGAGAUGAUGAUUGUGACGAUGAUGAAAAAGUUAGAGCUGAAAAUAAUAUUAUUAGAAGCAUAUUAAGUGUUGCUUCUGAUGGAAGCCCACUGGUCAGGGCAGAGGUUGCUGUAGCCUUGGGUCGUUUUGCAUUUGGCCACAAGCAGCACCUCAAAUCCAUUGCUGCCUCAUAUUGGAAGCCUCAGACUAAUUCAGUACUGAAUUCACUGCCUUCUUUGGCUCACAUAAAAGGGGGAGGUAGUGGAUACACUACUGCAAACCAGUAUAUGCCACAUCCAAGUAUCGUUGCAUCCCAAAUUGGUCCACUGACUAGAGUCGGUAGCGACACUGCCUCACUGGUGCGAGAGGGGCGAGUGUCUAACAGUAGUCCCCUUGCUGGUACAGGGAUUAUGCAUGGUUCACCAUUAUCUGAUGAUUCUUCUCAACAUUCUGAUUCUGGCAUCCUUAAUGAUGUUAUAAGCAAUGGAGUUUUGCAUCACUCGAGACCAAAACCUCUGGAUAAUGCUAUGUAUUCACAAUGUGUGCUGGCCAUGCUAACUUUGGCCAGGGAUCCUUCUCCACGUAUAGCUGGCCUUGGGCGCAGGGUACUGUCAAUUAUCGGUAUUGAGCAAGUUGUAGCAAAACCUGUGAAUUCCACAGGCAGCAGUGGUCGCCCCAUUGAAGCUGCAACUUCUUCUCCAGCUCCAACUCUGGCUGGGUUGGCUCGUUCAUCCUCUUGGUUCGACAUGAAUGCUGGUCAUCUCCCAAUGACGUUCAGAACUCCGCCGGUUAGCCCUCCCCGACCUAGUUACUUGACGGGAAUGCGCCGAGUUUGUUCUUUGGAGUUCAGACCUCAUUUGAUGAGUUCCCCGGACUCUGGGUUGGCUGAUCCUCUUCUGGGUUCAGCCGUAGCUUCUGGAGGUUCAGAACGCAGUCUUCUUCCUCAAUCAACAAUCUACAACUGGAGUUCCGGGCAUUUCUCUAAGCCGCUUCUUACUGCCACUGAUGACAGUGAGGAGAUACUGAUUAGACGAGAAGAGCGGGAAAAGUUUGCUUUGGAACACAUCUCCAAGUGCCAGCACUCUUCUGUUGGCAAGCUUAAUAAUCAGAUUGCUGGAUGGGAUACUAAGUUUGAGGCUGGUACAAAGGCAGCACUCCUUCAACCUUUCUCUCCCAUCGUAGUUGCUGCCGACGAUAAUGAACGGAUUAGGGUGUGGAACUAUGAAGAAGCUGCACUUCUCAAUGGGUUCGACAAUCACGAUUUCCCUGAUAAGGGGAUUUCAAAGCUUUGCCUGGUUAAUGAGCUGGAUGACAGCUUGCUUCUUGUUGGUUCAUGUGAUGGGAACAUACGGAUUUGGAAAGAUUACUCUAUAAGAGGGAAACAAAAACUUGUUACUGCAUUUCCUUCUAUCCAAGGUCAUAAACCUGGUUCACGUAGUUUGAAUGCUGUUGUGGAUUGGCAACAACAAUCUGGAUACCUGUAUGCUUCUGGUGAGGUAUCUUCUGUUAUGGUUUGGGACUUGGAGAAAGAACAACUUAUUAAUUCAAUUCCCACGUCAUCAGAUUGUAGCGUGUCAUCAUUGUCAGCUUCUCAAGUUCAUGGAGGUCAAUUUGCUGUUGGUUUUGUUGAUGGUUCAGUGAGAUUAUAUGAUGUUCGGACCCCUGAAACUAGCAAGGUUGCUUUUUGUGAAUUUCAGGCCUGUGUGCACGAUGAGACCCCACACCCAAAAGGUAGAAAGAGUAGUGGGUAUUGGGUUUCAACCGGGACUUGAUCCGGCAAAGAUUGUUAGUGCGUCUCAGGCUGGGGAUAUUCAAUUCCUGGACAUCAGAACUCAGAGAGAUGCCUAUCUCACGAUUAAUGCCCACAGGGGCUCACUUACAGCACUAGCCGUUCAUAAGCAUGCUCCAAUCAUUGCUAGUGGGUCAGCAAAGCAGAUAAUUAAAGUAUUCAGUCUUGAAGGUGUGCAACUCGGAACAAUCCGGUAUUACUCCACGUUCAUGGCCCAGAAGAUUGGUUCAGUGGGUUGCCUUACUUUCCAUCCCUACCAACUGCUGCUUGCUUCUGGGGCUGCCGAUGCUUAUGUCUCUCUAUGGGCAGAUGAUAACACUCAAGCAAGGUGAUGAAUGUACAGUUAAUUUACCAGUUGACAUAUAUGCAUGAAAUAUCCGACUCCAAAAGCCAGCAGCAGCUGUGGCGGUACAAGCACACAGGGAAAUCCAGCUCCGUGAUGCAUGUCGACUAGAUCAGGCUGAUACUUUGGUCAGACCGGUGCGCUGGUCGGACUGAUGCAUUUACCAUAUGAUCUGGCACAAGAAGAAAGUAAAAGCGAGACGAAUUCGUUAGCCUCAGUGUAGAGUGAGACACAGCUUUGGGAGAGAUGCUUCCUUAUUCAUUGACGGGCUGGGGCUUCCACAAAUAAAAAGCAUUUGUAUGGCGUAAAUGUGUGUAAAUAGUCUCUUGUUUCUCUUCUGUAUCUGUUUUCUCUCGUCAAUCUUGGAAAUGUGUUAAAUUUGUCAGUGUUCAUUUCAAGCUACAUGGUUGCAGUUUACCAAUAAUAUUUCACAGGGGUUGCAUGCAGAAAGAUAUGGUUUGUUGUCUUUGCCAUUGAAAUCCUGGGGAUGCCCACUUUUCUCGCCUGUUAGUGUAUUCAUCAAUAGGAUUCAGGUACGGUGUGCAGACUUGUGGACUGUGGGCAUGUUGCAGGAUCUGUUUAUCUUUGCAACCGAGUCAGUGUACUCUUUUCUUGUACUGAUGAAGGAUGCCUGUGUAAAUAAAUGCCUUCGCCAUCUUUUCUUGUGCAUGGAUAUCUAGUUCAAGCAAUGGGUUUUACAGUUUGGUUGUCUUGUCCUACCACUGCUUGCUUGGCGAACCCUAAUGAGCAAGGUCUGGACUUGGACUGAAUGCAAGUUCG